Messenger RNA from Hyla sarda, 2247 nucleotides. It is a transcript of the gene CMTM4, whose product is annotated as CKLF like MARVEL transmembrane domain containing 4. The record is from RefSeq and is a predicted model, not a curated record. The transcript has 4 exons. Gene Ontology annotation, cellular component: membrane. Lineage: Eukaryota; Metazoa; Chordata; Amphibia; Anura; Hylidae. Bases 347 to 982 code for a protein of 211 amino acids.
AGUGUCGGGCUCGCGCUGCGACUUGCGCGUCACCGCGGGGAGAACCGGGGCCCAGGGCAGCGCGGAGCUGGGGGGCGAAGCUCGUCCGGAGUCCGGCGGAGUGUAGUGGGGUGGGGUGUGGUGCUGUAGCCGCGAGCAGCGCCGCCUGGAGCUCCUGCAUUGCCGGACGCUGGUCUGUAGUUGUCGCUGUGCUACAGGUUGCUGCAUGGAUGAUUGACAUGUGGGCAUCACUGAGGGGCUUUUAACUUAACCCAGGGACUACAGUGACGUGGUCUGCCAAUUGGCCAUCGCUAUGCAUCUUGGGAAGUGUGGCCCCCUGCACUAAUCCGCUCCUGGAGCCCCAGGCAUGAGAGCGGCAGAGGACAUGGAUGGCUUCGAGGCAGAGGCGUCUACAGCCUCUAUGGUGUCCGGAGCCAGCAGCCCUUACCAGCCCACCACAGAGCCCGUGCGGGAGAACCGGGGCUGGAGGGGCAUCCACUGUGAUGUGGACUACAUCCGCUCACUCUUUGGGGUCCUGAAAUGCAGCCAAGUGGUCCUGGCUCUCCUCUCUUUCAUCUGCAUUGAGACUAUCAUGGAGUGCUCCCCAUGUGAAGGCCUGUACUUCUUCGAGUUUGUCAGCUGCAGCGCCUUUGUGGUGACUGGUGUUCUGCUGCUCAUGUUCAGCUUGUCUUUGCAUGAACGUGUCCCUCACAUCAACUGGAUCCUGACGGAUUUGGUGAACACUGGGCUGAGUGCUCUGUUUUUCUUCAUUGCCUCUGUAAUUUUGGCAUCACUAAACCACAAAUCUGGGGCGGAAAUUUCUGCAGCGGUUUUUGGCUUUUUAGCCACUAUCUCUUAUUCUGUGAACACCUACUUGGCAUUCAGAAAAUGGAAAUUUGGUAGCAGAUCCCAGAACAUGCGUCAGUCCAGCGACUACAUGAGGGCACGUAGCGAGUCACGAGACGUAGACUGCCGUCCGGAGAUUCAGCGUUUGGAUGCUUAACCUGUUGGGGCCUUGUGGUUGGUUUCUUCUCUCGUGCCCAGCGGCAGGACUUUACCAAGGAAUGUUUUUUGGAACAAAGAUGACAUUUCAGAACAUUCCGGAUCUCACGACAACAUUCCGGUCUUGGCGAUUAUAGGAGCAGGUGGGCAGCUAAGAUUCCCAGGUGUCACUUUAAGAAGAGAAUGUUGUAGAUCCUGCCGGGGAUUGUUCUUAUAUGGAUAAUGGACCAACCACUGGGACCAGGCAUAGCUCCAGUGACUGUGAUCCUGGUCCCGGCAUGUUACUUAUUCCUUCCCUCUGACAGAUGAGAUUUUUCUGUCCUUAUCUUUUAAUUAGAUCCCUUUUUAAUCCUGUUAUUUAAUUAGGUUUUUCUGCUGAUCAUUAAUAGAACUUUUGGACUAAAUCAGGGGCGUCGGGUUAUGUGGCAGAGGAGAAAUCUGAAACCUUAGGAUGGUAGAAAGUUUUUUUUUAAAUUUUUUUUUAAAAAUAUUUAAGUUAAUUUAAAUUAUCAGUCUGAUUCAAGGGUUGAUUGAAGGAAACUACAAUUAGUUGUAUAAAAUAAAUAAAUAAAUCUUAUUCCUAUGUCAUGUUAUCAGAGGUUACAGAUACAAGCAAUUGAGUAAGCCGUGUCCUUAAGACUUCUGGGAACCUUAUUGUUAGGACUUACAGCCUGUCUGUUACCUCUGAUGGCCUAGCAAAGUGUUUCCCAACCAGGGUGCCUCCAGCUGUUGCAAAACUACAACUCCCAGCAUGCCCGGACAGCCGAAGGCUGUCCGGACAUGCUGGGAGUUGUAGUUUUGCAACAGCUGGAGGCACCCUGGUUGGGAAGCACAGGCCUAGCAAGAUAUAUGUUCUAACGUGUUUAUAAUCACAUUAUGGGGGAUAUGAUUUACACUUUCUUCUGUAAGUAUAGUAAUUCUCAUCACACAAGGGAUCAUAGCAAUAUGAUACCGCUAUACAUAUGCAAUAUAUAUAACACUAUGGACUGAGAAUUACAGCUGUUUAAGCAAUAUUUUAACACAGUUAAAGGGGUUAUCCAGGAAAAAACUUAUAUAUAUAUAUAUAUAUAUGUGUGUGUGUGUAAUCUAUCAACUGGCUUCAGAAAGUUAAACAGAUUUGUAAAUUACUUCUAUUAAAAAAUAUUUUCAGUACUUAUGAGCUUCUGGAGUUAAGGUUGUUCUUUUCUGUCUAAGUGCUCUCUGACGACACAUGUCUCGGGAACCGCCCAGUUUAGAAGCAAAUCCCCAUAGCAAACCUCUUCUAAA